This is a messenger RNA of Bubalus bubalis (water buffalo), 992 nucleotides long. It is a transcript of the gene METTL23, whose product is annotated as methyltransferase like 23. The coding region runs from base 152 to 817 and encodes 221 amino acids. Gene Ontology annotation, cellular component: nucleus; cytoplasm. The record is from RefSeq and is a predicted model, not a curated record. The transcript is spliced from 4 exons. Lineage: Eukaryota; Metazoa; Chordata; Mammalia; Artiodactyla; Bovidae.
AGGGCAAGUGGUCCGGGCCCAGCGCUUUCGAUUCUCGGAGGGGCCGGGUCUGGGAGAUGAGGGGGCCGUACUGGAAGUGUGCGUCCCGCAGGUGCGUGCCAAGGCACCCACCGGGAAUCGCCUUAGCGCGGUCCUGCAUCUUCAAUAUGGAAUGUAUGUUUGGCCCUGUGCUGUGGUCCUGGCCCAGUACUUGUGGUUUCACAGAGGAUCUCUGCCAGGCAAGGCUGUCUUAGAGAUUGGUGCUGGAGUGAGCCUUCCAGGAAUUGUGGCUGCAAAAUGUGGUGCUGAAGUUACACUGUCAGACAGUUCCGAGUUGCCUCACUGCCUAGAAAUCUGUCGGCAAAGCUGCCAAAUGAAUAAUCUGCCUCAGGUCCGUGUUGUAGGACUCACCUGGGGUCAUGUAUCUCAGGAUCUUCUGGCUCUACCACCACAAGACAUUAUUCUUGCAUCUGAUGUAUUCUUUGAACCAGAAGGUAAACCUUUUUUUCUUCUCAGUAGUCAAUUUAACCACAGAUACAAUGGAAUUAAAAGUCUAUUAAGAAGUCUUUUCUUCCCAGACUUUGAGGACAUUUUAACUACAGUUUACUUUUUGAUGCAGAAGAACCCCAAAGUCAAAUUGUGGUCUACUUACCAGAUAAGAAGUGCUGACUGGUCACUUGAAGCUUUGCUCUACAAGUGGGACAUGAAAUGUGUCCACAUUCCUCUGGAAUCUUUUGGUGCAGACAAAGAAGAUAUAGCAGAAUCUGCCCUUCCAGGAAGACAUACUGUUGAAAUGCUGGUCAUCUCCUUUGCAAAGGACAAUCUGAAUUACACCUAAAAACUGUUCUGGGACAAUGUCAAUACUGCUUAACAACCUGGCAAGCUAACUAUGUGACUCAGACCACUUCAGCUUCUUGAGUACAGUGGGUUUGAAGAUGGUCAGAUCUGCUGGCUUUAGACUGUGAUGGGUCACAUAACCAUUAAGACAAAAAUUAAAACUAUAAGAAAAAGGA